AUGGAUCCAAUCGCCAACCCUGUUGUCCAGAUGCAGGACAUUCCGACCACGAGCGACGGAAGACCCUAUGCUUAUGAGGAGCCUGAUGAGAUUUGGGAUGGAUUGAGGAGGACGGUGUCGAAGAUGACGGGUCGAUCGAAGGCGGGCAGCGAGGCGAAACAGUCUGCGCAUCACGAGAUGGAAGUUAGAUCGCAUGGGCGCACACGGUCGCAUCGGACGCAACCCAUCGACGAGCUAGACGAAGAGCCUGGGAUACCCGUUGUGGACGCCGAAGACGAUUUCCCCGAAGGUGGGCUGCGCGCGUGGCUCGUUGUCGCAUCGGCAUGGUUGAUGCUGUUCCCUUCUUUCGGCUUCAUGGUGUCUAUUGGCACGCUUCAGGACUACUGGGGUCAGAACCAACUUUCGUAUAUGUCGGCACGUGACAUCGGAUGGAUCCCGUCGGUCUUUGUCUACCUGUCACUUGCGCUGGGCAUCUGGGUGGGACCGCUCUUCGAUCGGUAUGGGCCGCGAUGGAUCGCUUUGACAGGGAGUGUAAUGUUCCUCCUGAUGAUCUUCCUGCUUGCUGAAUGCGACAAGUUCUGGCAGAUGAUCCUCUGUUGUGGCGUCCUGGGAGGGUUUUCCGGCGCCAUGCUGACGACUACGAGUCUCGCAGUAGUUGCGCAUUGGUUCAAGGAGCGACGGGGUCUUACGCAAGGCAUCGCUAUGAUGGGUAGCUCCGCUGGUGGCCUGACGAUUCCGUUGGUCCUGCGAACUACUCUUCCGAAGUACGGCUAUGCAUGGUCGCUCCGGAUACUGGGCUUCGUUUUCCUCUUCUGCUUCAUCAUCGCCAACAUCCUGAUGAAAGCUCGCAUCCCGCCGUCUGCCGCCGCAAAGAAGAAAGCCAUCAUCUCACUCUCUAUCUAUGGCGAUCUGAGGUUGAGCUUAUUCACGUUGAGUGUCUUCGGGUUCGAGGUCGUUCUCUUUGGUGGACUGGGUAUCAUGCCUACUUACGCAACGCUGAGUACAAACUUCCCACCUGAUACUGGCUUCUACCUCAUCGCGGUACUCAACGGUGUCUCCUGCCUCGGCCGAUUGCUACCCGGGUAUGCCGCGGAUAAGAUUGGUCGAUUCAACACUCUAUUCAUCAUGAUCGUCUUCACGUUGCUCUGGAUGCUAGCUCUGUGGUUGCCGCUUGGUACAACAUCUCUCCCGGCACUGUACGCUUUCGCAGCGCUCUUCGGUUUCGGAACAGGAUCCUGGAUGGCGCUGACACCCGCAUGCGUAGGACAGCUUUGCAGGGCAGAGGAAUUUGGUCGAUACUAUGGAAGCAUGUACUUCAUUGCGUCCCUCGCGACGCUGGUCUGCAUUCCAAUCAGUGGAGAGCUUGUUGAAACAGUUGGACCCCAGCCAAUGGUAGCCUUCUUCUGCGCGAUCCUCGGUUUGAGUCUGAUCAGUUUCUUGUUCAGUCGGUGGGCAUGUUUGGGAAGGCGUUGGACGCUGAAAGUAAAGGUUUGA
Molecule: messenger RNA, 1494 nt
Organism: Alternaria metachromatica
Lineage: Eukaryota; Fungi; Ascomycota; Dothideomycetes; Pleosporales; Pleosporaceae
Exons: 1
Coding region: 1-1494 (497 amino acids)
Biological process (GO): transmembrane transport
Cellular component (GO): fungal-type vacuole membrane
Molecular function (GO): transmembrane transporter activity
Source: RefSeq, a predicted model, not a curated record